This is a messenger RNA of Otolemur garnettii (small-eared galago), 2500 nucleotides long. RefSeq names its product jumonji domain containing 4 (gene JMJD4). NCBI's taxonomy places the organism in Eukaryota, Metazoa, Chordata, Mammalia, Primates, Galagidae. Gene Ontology annotation, biological process: positive regulation of translational termination; negative regulation of gene expression; protein hydroxylation. Gene Ontology annotation, molecular function: histone H4R3 demethylase activity; sequence-specific DNA binding. The coding region runs from base 98 to 1357 and encodes 419 amino acids. The record is from RefSeq and is a predicted model, not a curated record. The transcript has 6 exons. Gene Ontology annotation, cellular component: nucleus; cytoplasm.
UGGUCGGAAGUGAAAAGCGCGACCUGGGCUCCAGCCUCCGGGGCCGGGGCCGGUCCCGGAGCCUCCCGCGGCCUCCUAGUGCCCCGAGCCGGGCCGGAUGGACCGUGAGACGCGCGCCCUCGCCGAGCGCUACUUCCGAGGCGGCGGGCGUGGCGACCCGAGAUGCAGUCCGGUCCUGGGACGCGUGGCCUUUAUUCCAGAACCCGCCUCUUUCUCCUACGCUGACUUCGUCCGCGGCUUCCUGUUGCCCAACCUUCCCUGCGUGUUUUCUAGCGCCUUCACCGAGGGCUGGGGCGGCCGGCGGCUCUGGGUGACGCCUACGGGCAGGCCAGACUUCGACCACCUGCUGCGGGUCUAUGGAGAUGUGGUUGUACCUGUUGCAAACUGCGGGGUCCAGGAAUACAACUCAAACCCCAAAGAACACAUGCCCCUCAGAGACUACAUCACUUACUGGAAAGAGUACAUCCAGGGGGGCUACUCCUCUCCCAGGGGCUGUCUCUACCUCAAAGACUGGCACCUGUGCAGGGACUCCUCAGCAGAGGAUGUGUUCACCUUGCCUGUGUACUUCUCAUCUGACUGGCUGAACGAGUUCUGGGAUGCCCUGGAUGUGGAUGACUACCGAUUUGUCUAUGCUGGGCCCAAGGGCACCUGGUCUCCAUUCCACGCUGACAUCUUCCGCUCCUUUAGCUGGUCCGUCAACAUCUGUGGGAGGAAGAAGUGGCUCCUCUUCCCUCCAGGGCAGGAGGAGGCCCUGCGGGAUCGCCAUGGUAGCCUGCCCUAUGAUGUGACCUCCCCCUUGCUUCUUGAUGCCCAUCAGUACCCAAGGCGCCAGCACUGUGGCCCACCCCUGGAGGUCACACAGGAGGCGGGCGAGAUGCUAUUCGUACCCAGUGGGUGGCACCACCAAGUCCACAACCUGGAUGACACCAUCUCCAUCAACCACAACUGGGUGAAUGGCUUCAACCUAGCCCACAUGUGGCACUUCCUGCAGCAGGAGCUGCGAGCGGUGCAGGAGGAAAUUGGCGAGUGGAGGGACUCCAUGCCCAACUGGAACCACCACUGCCAGGUCAUCAUGCGGUCCUGCUCAGGCAUCAACUUUGAAGAAUUCUAUCACUUCCUCAAGGUCAUCGCUGAAAGGAGGCUGCUUGUCUUGGGCAAGGGCAUGGCAGAGGGCAGUGCAGGUGCUGAGCUGGGCCCUGAACAGGCAGCGUUUGAUGUCGGGCGCAUCUCAGAGGUGCUGGCCUCUGUAGUUGAACACCCAGACUUCCAGAGAGUGGAUACCAGCAUGUUUUCACCACAGCCUGAGGAGCUGCUGCAGCAGCUUAGGGAGGCUGUUGGUGUCACCAUGGUCCUUUAGUGUUCCUGCCCCACCUUGAGCCAUGUGGCCUGGAUGUUCCAGGAAUGGCCCUUCCUGUGCAUCCACUGGAAUCCUGGCCAUCUGUGACCAUUGUCCAGGUCCCUGUUCUCAGGUGGGGCCUGGUGAGGUCAGGGGCCUUGGAUCUGCUGAGAGGGUGCUAGAUGGGGACAUUGGUCCAUCUGACCUGCAGCAAACCUGCAGGAGCUCAGGCUGGAUGGCAUUGUGACCAGGUUUUCUUGGAGCCACCACACCCCUAGUGAAGGCUAGGGCACCUGAGCUGAGGGGCAUCUGUGUCCUGUCUGCCUGCUCUUGAGGCUCCUCCUGGUGGUGCUGUGCUUCCAUGUGCUUACCAGGGCCUUGAGGUGGGGAAGCUGAGCUUGCCCCACUCUCCCAUGUGGGGGACUUGGAGGGUGGGCUACAGAGCCUAUGGCCCAGGCGUUCCUUUCCCACAGCCCCCACAUGGCAGGCCUGGUCUCUGCCCUCAGGAAAGCCUGGCUGCUCCUCUGCCAGGCUCAGGGCCCUCUCCCCCUCCCUGAAUUCUGGGCUGGGAGGGUGCCUGCUGUUUCUCAUGCUUGCUGCACACUGUAGGUGCCCUAUAAAUCCUUGAGGGAGGAGGGAGCAGGCAGGUAGUGUGUUACCUGCCCAGCACCUCCACCUAUAGCUCACCCAUCUCAGUGCUACCUCGCCCUCUGCAUGGUUGAGUCUUCUGGUGACAUUGUUCUCAGGAGUGCUGUCCCCACCUCUACAUGCUGGGCACAAAGGUUGAGGUGAGCAGGCUGCUUACCAGGGCCUCACCCUGAACCUCAUGGAAGUAUAGCUGGCCAGCAGGGCUGGCAUGUGCUAUAGGGGUAUGAUUCUUGGGCCAUCCAUGGCUCUGAGGCUCCCUGCUCCUGCAGGAGAUGCCCUAGACCUCAGCCUUCUGGCAGUAACGACGAGAGGAGCAGGGCUCUGUCUACAUCCUUGACCCCUAGUCCACUCCUUUUCCAUUGGUCCUGGAUCUGCCAUCCCCACCCCAGCAACAGAGGAUGCAUCUGACUGCUGUGCCAUCCAAUGUGGCCACCUUGACUCCUGGCCAGCAUGGAUACCCAGGAGGGCAGGGACUAAUGUCUGUUGAAUAAAUUAUGCUAAGUGCCUGGAAGAACA